AUGACAUUGUUCGGCUACGAUCAAGGCGUGUUCAGCGGUGUGGUGGUGACGCAGGAUUUCCUAAACAUAUUGGACCUGGCUGGCCCAUCCAAGACGCAGGUCCUCUCGACCGUCACGGCCAUAUACGACGUGGGAUAUUUCCUCGGAGCAAUCGUUGCCUUUGGAUUGGGUGAGCGGUUGGGCCGCAAGAAAGCCAUUCUCUGGGGCACGUCUAUCAUGGCCAUUGGGCGCGUCGUCUUGGGCCUUGGAAACGGGAUUAAUACCGCAACAGCACCCAUCUGGCAGACCGAGACUUCAACGGCGAAAUGGCGCGGCAAGCUGGUCAUCCUGGAGAUGUGGACUAACAUUGGCGGCUUUAUGCUCGUUAACUGGAUUAACUACGGUCUGUCAUUCGCAGGCGGGGCCAUUGCCUGGCGAUUUCUGCUUGCACUUCAGUUCAUUUUCAUCUUCAUUUUGUGGGUGACCGUCCCUUGGUUACCGGAAUCUCCAAGGACCCUAUACGAGGACAUCUCUUUUAGCAUCGAGUACGAGCGUCAGAAUGCCAUGCGUUGGCGGGAUAUUUUCCGGCAUCCGGAAGGCAACAAUACCAAGCCCUUACGCCACCUGCUGCUGGGUGCUGGCACGCAGUUCAUACAACAAUUUGAGGGCAUCAACAUUAUGUCGUACUACCUGCCGACGGCACUAGAAAGUGUCAUAGACCUAUCAAACAGCAUGGCACGGCUAAUAUCGGCUGCGAAUGCCAGCGUUUAUUUCAUCUUUUCUGGUGCUGCGGUGCCGCUUGUAGAGCGUAUGGGCCGCCGCGGCUUGAUGAUGAUGUCUACCGCAGGACAGGGGUUGGCGUUGCUGAUCAUCACAAUCCUGCUGGCAAUUACCGAGAGGACUAGUAACUCUACAUACUCUAGCGCAUCGGUUGACUUCUUCUUCGUCUUUUAUAUCUUCUUUGGGUUGGGGAUGUUGGGCGUACCCUGGCUAUAUCCGCGGAGAUCAGCUCGGUUCCCAUGCGCACCAAAACCGUUGCAGUGUCAACAGCAACAAAUUGGCUGUAGGAUUACCAAUUUCGUCAUCGUUGAAAUUACUCCCAUCGGGAUCCAGAAUAUCGGCUGGAAGUUCUGGAUUGUCUGGAGUAUCUUCAACGUUAUCUUUCUCCUAGACAUCUACUUCUUCUAUCCGGAAACAGCCAAUCGCACUCUUGAGGACAUGGACGCUUAUUACAGGUCCAAUCCCUCGCUAGUCGUCUCUUCGGAUCUAGAUGCUAUCUCGGUGAAACGACCGUCCAAGUAUAUCGAGAACGAAGAGGAAAUAAUUAGACAGACCGUUUGUGUAACGGGGAUAUCCGCGAAAGAAAUUGGAGAAGAGGCUUUUGAGCAUGUUGAGGGUGCGUAA
Messenger RNA from Talaromyces atroroseus, 1383 nucleotides. RefSeq lists its product as hypothetical. Gene Ontology annotation, cellular component: membrane. The coding region runs from base 1 to 1383 and encodes 460 amino acids. The transcript is spliced from 6 exons. The record is from RefSeq and is a predicted model, not a curated record. Gene Ontology annotation, molecular function: carbohydrate:proton symporter activity. Lineage: Eukaryota; Fungi; Ascomycota; Eurotiomycetes; Eurotiales; Trichocomaceae. Gene Ontology annotation, biological process: transmembrane transport; carbohydrate transport.